UCCGUGGUACAAGUAUUAUGGAACCUAAUCGGCAAUAUUACUGUGAGAAUUCAAGCAAUGUCAUUCUGUUUUAUUUUACGGCAAGGGCCGCAAUUACCUAAUUAAAGGGAAAUCCAUCGUGACAAAGGUCUUGGCUCUCUGCAUUCCUUGCUCGCCAACUUAUGAUACCAAUCGAUCAAUCACUUGCUAGGCAUCCACCCGACGAUUCCCCCUCACUUUUUUUGUUUUUCCCCGCCUAAUUCCAGCUACUCGUACCGGCACUGCACCUUAUCUCAUUGUGCCCUUCUACCGAAAAUAAGAAAUCCCAGGGUUGCCUUGCCUGACAGUGCCCCACCAUCACUACCACAAUCAUCAUCAUCAUCACCAAACCGAAAGGGAGGAAGGAAGCUACACCAUCACGCCUACCCCUCAAAACGCGCCUGAUAAAUCACAACCACGUUCGCAAAACCAAAGCAAAAAUAAAUUACCAGUACUCUCACCAAAUACCCAUCAAUCAGUUAUGGUACACCCCCCCCUCCUCCUCCCCUUACUUUCCAUACUAGCGGGCAAUCUAACGAGCCCUCCGGCCCCCCGCCUUUCCUCCUCUGUGCCCAUCACAGACUUCCGAAACUGGCCUGCCAGAGAACUGGACUAUCCGCUUUUCAAACUCCAAGAACCUGCCUUACUACUUCAACGCCACGACCACUGAAUCACGAUGGGAACCGCCGGCCGGUGCCGACACGGAAAAACUAAAGGCCCACAUGGUGGCUAAGUUCCCCGCCAUGAACAUCGUCCCUUCAGUGGGUGGUGGUCAACCCGGGAAGAUUCGGUGCGCGCAUUUGCUUGUUAAGCAUAGGGAUAGCAGGAGGCCUAGCUCUUGGAAGGAGGUUUGUCUCUUGUCUCCCUCCUUCGUUCUUCUCCAUUAUGAGAUAUUUGGGGGCUGAUUUACGAUGCACUCUGGGGGGGAGGGGUGGUUAGGCCAACAUCACCAGAACAAACGAAGACGCUAUGGGAAUUAUCCUAGGUUUUGAGGCUCGUAUUAGAGAGGGCAAUACAUCGUUGGCUGACCUUGCCAUUGCCGAAUCUGACUGCAGCAGUGCGAGGAAACGCGGUGACCUGUUUGUUCCCUUCCUCCAUCCUCCAUCCCACCUUCCGAAGAAUUAACCCUGUUGAUCUUAUUCCCACCCACAGCGGCUUCUUCGGUAGAGGCGAAAUGCAGAAAGAAUUCGAGGAUGCUGCGUUCGCCUUGGCGCCUGGGGAGAUGAGCCAUGCUGUUGAGACCGCCUCUGGGAUCCAUCUCAUCGAGAGGUAUGACACUUCUCGCUACCAAGCAAACUACAGCUGA
Messenger RNA from Tuber aestivum (summer truffle), 1324 nucleotides. The record is from the annotation of a GenBank genome assembly. Lineage: Eukaryota; Fungi; Ascomycota; Pezizomycetes; Pezizales; Tuberaceae.